AGGGCUACCCUGGGUGCCGCUGCGCUGGGGAGCGCGGGGCUGGGCGCGGGCUUGGCGGCGGCAACUCGCCGCGCACACUCAUGAGGAGCCGGAAGCUCACAGGUGGAGUGCGAUCUUCAGCGCGCCUGAGAGCCCGGAGUUGUUCAGCAUCCGGGUUGGCCUCUGCCCAGGAAGUCGCUGGCUCCACGUCUGCCAAGACAGCAUGUCUGACUUCCACAUCACACAGGGCCACAGACAGGAGAACUUCCAAGAAGUUCAAGUGUGACAAAGGUCAGCUUGUAAAGUCAGAAUUACAGAAACUCAUCUCUAAAAGCGACAGCGCUUCCUUGCCGAACGUGACGCCUGAGACCUGCUGUGAAAAUGAGUCUGCGGAGGACGGGGCCUCGCUCUCAGGCACCAGCGCUGCUGUUUCCACACCACCGGAGACUUCAGGUCUCCCGCUGGGUCACUGUGCAGUUGUGAGUGACACCUGCUCAGCACAGACUGCAGACGCACCCUCACCAAAGCACAGCCUCGAUUCAGAAGCAGAAGAAUCUCAGGGCAGUUCCACCGUGCGGGAUGAGUUGGCACCGGGGACAGAGGGCAGGCGGACACCCCUGCUGCAGAUGGACGACAGCGUCUUUCUAGAUGAUGACAGCAGCCAGCCAAUGCCCGUGAGCCGGUUCUUCGGAAAUGUGGAACUCAUGCAGGACCUGCCACCAGUGUCUCCAUCUUGCCCUUCAAUGAGCAGGAGAGAAUUCAGAAAAAUGCAUUUCAGAGCCAAAGAUGAUGAGGAGGAAGAGGAUGACGCAGAAAUGCAGGGAGUAACCAAAUGAUUUGUGUAUUAGUACGGCUACAGUCUGGCAGUGUAGCACAUGACGAGAUUCAUAUAAAACAUGUCUCCAAGAGAAUGUGUUCUUACUGUCCUCAGUACUGGCCCAUCAUAGUGCCAAGUUCAGACACCGUGGGAGACGCACUGGUGUGAACUAAGUCUGAGCACACAGAGCUGUUGUCUGGGUCAGUGUCAUGGUGAUGGCACGAGUCAGCUAACGGCUGGGGGGUAAGGAAGAGAGAUCUUGUAAGGAUGCCUCUUCCCUUCCACUUAUCAUUUUUGGUAAUAUGCAAGUUUAUUUUCCAUGAUAAAAAUGUGAUUAUUCUUGUGAUUAACUCAAUGCCAGUUCUUAAAGAACUCUCUUUAAUUUCUGUAUAUGAAGCUGGUGUUUAUCUUGGAAAUUCUGCAAACUACAU
Messenger RNA from Otolemur garnettii (small-eared galago), 1227 nucleotides. RefSeq names its product chromosome unknown C1orf174 homolog (gene CUNH1orf174). Bases 81 to 815 code for a protein of 244 amino acids. The transcript is spliced from 4 exons. The record is from RefSeq and is a predicted model, not a curated record. NCBI's taxonomy places the organism in Eukaryota, Metazoa, Chordata, Mammalia, Primates, Galagidae.